Eruca vesicaria subsp. sativa (arugula) is the source of this 624-nucleotide messenger RNA. The record is from the annotation of a GenBank genome assembly. NCBI's taxonomy places the organism in Eukaryota, Viridiplantae, Streptophyta, Magnoliopsida, Brassicales, Brassicaceae.
AUGGAUCCAUCGGAUUAUUUCACCGGAAACAAUCCUUCCGAUCAACAGAACCAGAAACGACAGCUACAGAUCUGCGGUCCUCGUCCUUCACCUCUCAGCGUCCACAAAGACUCUCACAAGAUCAAGAAACCUCCCAAACACCCUGCUCCGCCGCCUCCUCAGCACAACCAAGCUCCGGUCUACGCUCCUCGAGAGCCGGUGGUUAUCUACGCCGUCUCCCCUAAGGUCGUGCACACCACAGCCUCCGAUUUCAUGAACGUCGUCCAGCGUCUCACCGGAAUCUCCGCCGGAGUCUUCCACGAAUCCGGAAACGGCGGAGAUGUGUCACCGGCGGCGAGACUCGCCGCGACGGAGAAUGCUAGUCCAAGAGGAGGAAAGGAACCGACGGCGGCUAAAGAAGAGACGGUGGAGAUAGCGACGGCUAUGGAAGAAGCAGCUGAGUUCAGUGGUUAUGCGCCGGGAAUACUCUCGCCAUCUCCGGCUAUGUUGCCGACAGCUUCCGCCGGAAUAUUCUCGCCGGCGGGAUUAAUGAGUCCGUUUUUAUUGUAUAGUCCUGGCUAUGCUAGCUUGGUUGCUUCACCAACGUUUGCUGAUGUCUUUAGUAGUCAUAUUUGGGAUCUUUAG